Molecule: messenger RNA, 1590 nt
Organism: Miscanthus lutarioriparius
Lineage: Eukaryota; Viridiplantae; Streptophyta; Magnoliopsida; Poales; Poaceae
Source: the annotation of a GenBank genome assembly
AUGGUUGAUUGGUACAAAGAUAAAGUUGAGAUUGUUAAGGAUGCAUACGAUAAAGGUGCAAAAAAUUGCACAAUGAUAUCUCAUCAUAUACAGAAGGACCUUACAAAAGCUUGUGCACAAGAAGUCAUGUCAGUGAUUAUGGAUGAGAUUGGAGAUAAAAAAUUUUCUGUAUUGAUUGAUGAGUCCCGAGAUGUAUCAAUAAAAGAACAGAUGGCUGUAAUUUUGAGGUUUGUGAAUGAUGAAGGGAAGGUGAUGGAGAGGCUCCUUGGACUUCAGCAUGUUGAGAGUUGUACAGCUGCUUCAUUGAAAGAAGCUCUGGUCAAAAUGCUUAACAGUCAUAAGCUACCAAUCUCUAGCCUUCGUGGGCAAGGUUAUGAUGGAGCUUUCAAUAUGAGAGCCAUUGCAGAUUUCUUUAACUAUGUUCCUCUAAUAGUCAACACUGUCGGCGCAUCAUGUAUGAGAAAGGAUGCCUUGCUUGCAAAGCAUCAUGAUGUGUUGUUAGAAAAGUUGGAGAGUGGGGAGAUUAUCACUGGAAAAGGUUUGAACCAGGAAUGUAGCCUAGCAAGGCCUGAAGAUACUAGAUGGGGUUCACAUCUUAAAACUUUACUUCGUAUUUUGGUGAUGUGGGAAGCUGUCAUAGACGUUCUUGAGAUAGUAAAGAAAGACUCUGUUAAACCAGGAAAUAAUGGUGGAGCAUUUGGUUUAAUUGGUAAAAUGGAGAGGUUUGAUUUUGUGUUCAUAAUGCAUUUAAUGAUAGAAUUGUUGAGCAUCACAGACAGUCUGUCACAUGCUUUGCAAAGGAAGGAUCAAGACAUUGUUGAGGCAAUGCAAUUGAUCAUAGAUGUCAAAGAGCAGUUGCAGGAUAUGAGGGACAAUGGAUGGGAUCCCUUAUUCAAAAGAGUGAAAACAUUCUGUGAUAAGAAUGAGAUUGAAGUGCCAGAUAUGGAUAAGGAAAUAAAUGCUAGAGGGACAUCUACACGUAGAAAGCAAAAAGUAACAAACAUGCACUUCUACCAUGUUGAGAUUUUCCUUGCUGCCAUAGAUGCCAUUUUGUCUGAGAUGAAUCAUCGAUUUGGUGAAGUUAGUUCAAAGUUAUUAGUUUGCAUGGCUUGUCUUAACCCAAGGAACUCCUUCUCUAAUUUUGAUGUGGAUAAGCUUGUGAGAUUUGCUGAAAUUUAUGCUGUGGAUUUUGACGUCGGUGACCUUCUUCUUUUGCCUUAUCAACUGCGAGGAUUUGUCAGUCGUGCUAGAAGAACUCAAGACUUUCUUGGAUGUACAGAGCUUGGAAAGGUUGCUGAAAUUAUGGUCAAGACUAAAAUGAACACAUCUUAUGGAUUGGUGUAUCGGCUCAUUGAAUUAACAUUAAUUCUUCCGGUGGCAACAACUUCAGUUGAGAGGAUAUUUUCUGCUAUGUCUAUUGUAAAGACAGAUUUGCGUAACAAAAUGGGUGAUGAAUGGCUCAAUGACUUAAUGAUAUGUUACACUGAGAAGAAGAUAUUUAGAAGCAUCAAGAAUGACAAAAUCAUAAAACGAUUUGAAGACAUGAAAACCCGGCGUAUGUUAGUGCCUCGGAACAAUUUAGUGGUAUGA